Scomber scombrus (Atlantic mackerel) is the source of this 3145-nucleotide messenger RNA. RefSeq names its product ectonucleotide pyrophosphatase/phosphodiesterase 2-like (gene enpp2l). The transcript is spliced from 25 exons. Gene Ontology annotation, molecular function: polysaccharide binding; nucleic acid binding; zinc ion binding. Gene Ontology annotation, biological process: phosphatidylcholine catabolic process; immune response. The record is from RefSeq and is a predicted model, not a curated record. Lineage: Eukaryota; Metazoa; Chordata; Actinopteri; Scombriformes; Scombridae. Bases 139 to 2715 code for a protein of 858 amino acids.
GAGAGAGAGAGAGAGAGAGGAGAUAGUUGGACCCCUGCGCUCUCCAUCGAUCUGCAGAGGCGCACAGAGGAGCUUCUACCGCACGCUGGACACAAUAUCUGAGAGCUUUAGUGUUUUUUUUUUGGGGUUAUUUGGAUCAUGCUUCCGGGCAAUUUGGUAGCGGUUGUGUUUUGCCUCUGGAGUACUGAGGUCAGCAGGGCUUAUGUGUUUUUCGCCAGCCGGCCUGCAGAGGGAGGGGACAACCCGGCCCCUCACACUAAAGUCGUCUCAGAGUGGGUCAGCUCAGCAGGCUCCUGUAAGGGGAGGUGCUUCGAGUUGGACGAGGCCAAACCUCCGGGAUGCAGAUGUGACAAUCUGUGUAAAACCUACUACAGCUGCUGCACCGACUUCGACGAGCACUGCCUGAAAACAGCGGGGGGGUUUGAGUGCACGCAGGAUCGCUGUGGAGAGGAGAGGAAUGAUGAUCAUGCCUGCCACUGCUCAGAGGACUGCGUGGAGAGAGGAGACUGCUGCUCCAACUUCAAGUCACUCUGUAAAGGUGAGACUUCAUGGGUGCAAGGAGAAUGUGAGGAGAUCAAGAGCGCAGAGUGUCCUGCAGGCUUCAUCCGUCCUCCCCUCAUCAUGCUGUCUGUCGACGGGUUCAGAAACUCCUACCUGAAGAAAGGGAAAUCUGUCACCCCUAACAUCCAUAAACUCAGAUCAUGUGGUACGUCGGCGCCCUACAUGCGACCCGUCUACCCAUCAAAGACCUUCCCGAAUUUAUAUACUCUAGCAACAGGUCUUUACCCAGAGUCCCAUGGGAUUGUGGGGAACACCAUGCACGACCCGGUGUUUAACGCCACGUUCAGCCUGCGCACCAGAGAGAAGCUGAACCAUCGCUGGUGGGGAGGGCAGCCUAUCUGGAUCACAGCACAGGAACAAGGAGUGAAAGCAGCCACUUUCUUCUGGCCUUGGGUGAUUCCUUUGGAGAGGAGGAUUUUGACUAUCCUGCGCUGGCUGCAUUUACCCGAUGAUGUGAGGCCGUAUGUUUAUGCCGUCCACUCAGAGCAGCCCGACACCUUCGGACAUCGACUGGGACCGCUCAGCAGUGAGCUGGACAACCCGCUGAGGGAGAUCGAUAACAUCAUCGGGCAGCUGAUGAACGGCCUGAAACAGAUGAACCUGGAUCGCUGUGUCAAUGUCAUCGUCGUGGGAGACCACGGUAUGGAGGAGGCUCACUGUGACAGGACAGAGUUUCUCAGCAGCUACCCGCUCAACAUAGACGAAAUCACGCUGAUCCCGGGUUCGCUGGGCAGAAUACGACCCCGCGACCCCAAAUCCACCACAUAUGACCCCAAAGUUGUGGUUGCAAAUCUCACUUGUAAAAUGCCAACUCAGCACUUCAAGCCUUACCUGAAGCAGAAUUUACCCAAGAGGCUUCACUACGCCAACAACCGCAGGAUCGAGGACGUUCACCUGCUCAUGGAGAGGAAGUGGCACAUCGCCAGGAAAAUGCCUGAAAGAUUGAGGACUCGAUGUGGAUUCUUUGGUGACCACGGCUUCGACAACAAGAUAACCAGCAUGAGGACAAUCUUCAUGGGCCACGGUCCAUACUUUAAGUACCAGAAAAUGGUGCCGGAGUUUGAAAAUAUAGAAUUAUACAACGUCAUGUGUGACUUGUUAGGACUGAAGCCAGCCCCGAACAACGGCACGUACGGCAGCCUGAACGACAUGCUGAAAAACCCGCCGUUCCUUCCCAGCAUGCCAGAGGAAGUGACGGCUCCGAUACCAACGUCCAACUCUGAUGCCGCCGUGACCCACGACCUCGGCUGCAGCUGUGACGACGAGAACAAAGUGGAGCAGAUCAUCGAAGCCUUCAUUCCUGCACCGGAUGGCCUCUACAGUUACAACAGCACUCAUUUGCCGUUUGGUCGUCCAGCGAUGAUGUUUGACACUCGUUACAGUUUGCUUCAUCAUGUGGAAUUCAUCAGCGGAUACAGCAAAGAGCUGGCCAUGCCUCUGUGGACAGCAUACACACUGCCACGACAGGAUGACGUGACCCCCGUCCCGGUGCUUUCUACCAGCGCUCAGUGUAUCCGAGUGGACUCCAGAGUGUCAGCUGAUCAGAGUCAGAGCUGCAGCGCUUACAGCCAGAACAACCACCUCACCUACGGCUUCCUCUUCCCCCCAGAGUUGGCUUCGUCUCCUGAGUCCAGAUACGACGCUUCACUCAUCACCAACACCGUCCCCAUGUAUCCAGCAUUCAAGAGAGUGUGGAGCUACCUGCAGGGGACGCUGCUGAGACGCUACGCCGAAGAAAACAACGGCAUCAACGUUCUGGCCGGACCGAUCUUUGACUACAACUACGACGGCCCUCCGAGACACCACAGAGACGAUAAAAGAGUAAGACAGACCGCGGCCGACGCCCCGACCGUUCCCACUCACUUCUACACGGUGGUAACGAGCUGCCAGGAGCUGAACCAGACGGUGGAGGAGUGUGAUGGCGCGCUGAAGGUGUUUUCCUUCCUUCUUCCUCACAGACCGGACAACACGGAGACAUGCAAUAACGCCGAGGACGAGUCGCAGUGGGUGGAAGACCUGCUGAAGCUUCACACAUCCCGAGUCCGAGAUGUCGAGAUCCUGACCGGCCUGGACCUCUACCGAUCCACCAACCUCACCUACACCAGCACCCUGAGCCUCAAAACCUACUUGCACACCUUCGAGAGUGACGACUAGACGCAAAGAGAGACAGAAACACGCACGCAGGAUGUCGCCCUUUUGUAGAAGUCCUGCAUUUUCACUGCAUUCACUGAGGAACUGCCUGAGAGUGGCUUGAAAAGAGGGAACAUAUUCUUGAAAAAUUGAAAACAAUAAAUGAAUGGUUUGGAAGAUUACAACAGGAAUAUCCAAUUUUAUUCACAAAAUCUGAGGAAGAAUAAGCUAGCACAGGAAUGAUGCAGGAUGGGGGACUUUUUUUUUCUGACAGCUGCCAAAAUACAUUUCAUAAAUACAGUAUGUACAUCCUCAUGCACACGUAUGACCUUACCAGUGUUUCAGCUAUUUAACUAUACAUGAUAUGUACUUUAUAUUCCUAAUGUUCGUUCAUUGCAUGCUGUGAAUUGAAGAAAAAAAAUACUGAAUUUCGAAUUAUAUAACUCAAUUAGCA